UAUGUAAUCCAUAGGCCCAGGAACUUCGACUGGCACUGAGUUUAUCAGAGCCAGUUACACAGACGAGGCUGUAUGUUCAACUUAUCGUUUCUCCUCCUUCUCUCUGACCCUCUCAUUGCACACUGUUGCGCCUUUAUCUCCCGCUGCAACUUCUCACGACUUCCUCGACUUCAAAAGGACCUGCGCUGGGGUCUCUCCUGCUAUAUUGAUCUGAUCCACGGAGACCCCCGCAUCUUCCAGAUUUCCUGUAAAAGCACCAGAGGCUUGCAGCAGAUGUUUGGCAUGUAGGGACUCGGCAUGACCUGUAGACUCAUCCUCCCCAGUGCGUAUCACCCCUCGC
Molecule: messenger RNA, 340 nt
Organism: Aspergillus eucalypticola CBS 122712
Lineage: Eukaryota; Fungi; Ascomycota; Eurotiomycetes; Eurotiales; Aspergillaceae
Exons: 1
Coding region: 73-288 (71 amino acids)
Source: RefSeq, a predicted model, not a curated record